UGUGUGUGUGUGUGUGUAUUCAGAGAUCGUCCAUGAGGAUGUGAAGAUGAACUCAGACGGAGAAAGUGAUCUGGCUUCUUCUUCAGACGGCGUUCAGAGUCCCGUUAAAGUGAGACUGAGAAACAAGAAGAUCUCGACUGAGGACAUCAACAAGCGUCUCUCGUUACCGGCCGACAUCCGUCUCCCGGACGGUUACCUGGAGAAGUUUAAUCUGAUUGGUCCAGCGUUGUUCGAGCAGCCAAUCAGCAGACGGCUGCGCAGAGUGUCCCUGUCAGAGAUUGGUUUUGGGAAACUGGAGACGUACAUCAAACUGGACAAACUGGGAGAGGGGACCUAUGCUACAGUGUACAAAGGUCGUAGUAAACUGACUGAAAACCUCGUGGCUCUGAAAGAAAUUCGACUGGAACAUGAAGAAGGAGCUCCGUGUACCGCCAUCAGAGAAGUAAUCCGCAGCCAUGUUGCCGUUCCGCUCAGCUCCUCCGGUGCGUCGGUCCUGACCGACUGA
Molecule: messenger RNA, 505 nt
Organism: Etheostoma cragini (Arkansas darter)
Lineage: Eukaryota; Metazoa; Chordata; Actinopteri; Perciformes; Percidae
Product: cyclin-dependent kinase 16-like
Exons: 5
Coding region: 47-505 (152 amino acids)
Molecular function (GO): ATP binding
Source: RefSeq, a predicted model, not a curated record